Molecule: messenger RNA, 939 nt
Organism: Microdochium trichocladiopsis
Lineage: Eukaryota; Fungi; Ascomycota; Sordariomycetes; Xylariales; Microdochiaceae
Exons: 1
Coding region: 1-939 (312 amino acids)
Source: RefSeq, a predicted model, not a curated record
AUGGCUGCCCUCGUAGCUGGCCAGGGCCCCCCGGCACGAUUCUUCAUCCAGGUUAACACACCGGGCUUCCCGCCAUACCUCCUUGGACCAGCACCGCUGCCACCAUCUUCAUCCCCGUCGGGGGCAAGCACGUCGUCUUUAUCGGAAACGAGCAGCUCCGAAGCAGGCGCAGUCUGUACCAGCCUGAGCACAGCGUAUCUGGUCAGCACUGUGGUAGCCACGACUACGCAGUACGGCUCCGCUGCUACGUCCUACGCCACCGAGACCGUCUUCGUCACAAGCACCGCAAUCGAGACGACGGCCUCCGUGUCCUCCUCGCUCACUCCGGCCGGCUUAGUACCCCUCAACAGAAAUGUUGCUCAGGGCCGGCGUGGCAUGCCCAAGGCUCGCGAUGUCUCUUCGUGUACAUCUACGACGACCCUGACAACGACAGUCGUCAGCACCGCGACCGAGACGAGCACCGUCGAGGCAGACGAUUCCGUCACCACAACCACAAUCACCGCGACCUCGACGGUCCUCCAGCAACCCGCCGCCAGCACCGAGUCCGUGGUCGCCAGCAACGACAUCACCAGCACCAGGACCAUAGUUACAACGUCCUUCACCACGGCCACGGAGACGGAGCAGCCCGAGGCUCCGGCGUCGACAGUCUACGCGCAGUGCUCGGAGAACAACAUGCUAGACGUUGGUUAUAUUAAUGGAAAUCCAAGCGGUUACCAACGAGUACCAGUCUGGGCGGAUUCGGCCGAGAGCUGCUGCUUGGCAUGUGCAAUGACUCCAAACUGCGCCGGCAGCGCCUACAUGCAAAUCUACUCGACGUGCGAAAACAUAAUUGCUGACACCUGCGCCCCGAAUCAGCCGCACUUUUCCUAUGUACUGACUAAUUUUGAGUACUACACGCUUAGCAAUGGAGCCUGUGGGCGGUUUUUCGAGACUGUCUAA